This is a messenger RNA of Zonotrichia albicollis (white-throated sparrow), 436 nucleotides long. NCBI's taxonomy places the organism in Eukaryota, Metazoa, Chordata, Aves, Passeriformes, Passerellidae. The record is from RefSeq and is a predicted model, not a curated record.
ACAGAGAAGGUGACAGUGUGCGGUGACACCCACGGGCAGUUCUACGACCUGCUCAACAUCUUCGAGCUCAACGGGCUCCCCUCCGAGGCCAACCCUUAUAUUUUUAACGGCGACUUCGUGGACCGCGGCUCCUUCUCGGUCGAGGUCAUCCUGACGCUCUUUGGAUUCAAGCUGCUCUACCCUGACCACUUCCACCUGCUCCGAGGGAACCACGAGACGGACAACAUGAACCAGAUUUACGGCUUCGAGGGCGAGGUGAAGGCCAAGUACACGGCGCAGAUGUUCGCGCUCUUCAGCGAGGUCUUCGAGUGGCUGCCCCUGGCCCAGUGCAUCAACGGCAAAGUGCUGAUCAUGCACGGGGGGCUCUUCAGCGAGGACGGGGUGACCCUCGAUGACAUCCGCAAGAUCGAGCGCAACCGGCAGCCCCCAGACUCAG